ACAAAAACAAAAUCUCCACAAGGUCAAGAAAAAGUGUUUCUGUCAAGCUCCACUCGACAAUUUCUCCACAUUUCUAUUCCUACUGAGAACUUCUUCCAUCCUGAAGAGAGCUACAGCCUCACAGAGACUGACUAAAGCCACACACCAAACCUCCAGCAUGGAAAAUAUGUUACAAGACCCUGACUCCAGAAAAAGGAGAAUCUCUGCACGCCAGGCACAGGGUGUGAAGAGGCCUGCAGCCCGGUGUCCAUGCUGCAGGGACGACCAGGUGCCGCAUUUAAAGCGAAAGCGCCCGGACUCUGCUGCCAGUGGCGACCGUCCCCAGAAGAGGAAGCGGACCUCCGUGGCCCGCCCUCCCAAACCUUCUGCUGAGAAUCCAGCUUCUGAGGUGUCGAACUGGGGUCCUUCUCCCUUGCCUUCCACCCCAGCUGUUGAGAUCGCAGGGUUAUUGGGUUUGGUACCACAGCUUGAGGCCACCAUCUUGCCAGCUGACCUGCCGGUGGCGUCCACCGCGCCCCCCAGCCUCCAGCUCUCCUCUGCGCCGCUGCACCACGACGGGCCUGCUGAGAAUCCAGCUUCUGAGGUGUCGAACUGGGGUCCUUCUCCCUUGCCUUCCACCCCAGCUGUUGAGAUCGCAGGGUUAUUGGGUUUGGUCCCACAGCUUGAGGCCACCAUCUUGCCAGCUGACCUGCCGGUGGCGUCCACCGCGGCCCCCAGCCCCCAGCUCUCCUCUGCGCCGCUGCACCACGACGAGCCUGCUGAGAAUCCAGCUUCUGAGGUGUUGAACUGGGGUCCUUCUCCCCAGCCUUCCACCUCAGCUGUUGACAUCGCAGGGUUGUUGGGUUUGGUCCCACAGCUUGAGGCCACCAUCUUGCCAGCUGACCUGCCGGUGGCAUCCACCGCGGUCCCCAGGCCCCAGCUCUCCUCUGCUCCCCUGCACCACGACGAGCCUCUGAAGAUCCACAACCGCUCUGUGGAAGAGUACCAGCAGAUCUACCAUGAGGUUGUAGAUGAUAUGCUGAGGUACAAGAACGGCCGUCAGCGUCCGUACAGUUUACAGCUGGGACGUGUCAUCAAGCAGAAGCUGUGGGAGAGACUGGACCGUCCCACGUUCACUGAGACGGUCGGUGAAGAGGGCCGGGUGCAUGUGGACGUCUCCUAUGGGGUCGGAGUCUAUCCUCCUCUUUAUGAUGUGGACAUUUCGGGAGAACCCAAGCCCGUGACGUCCCCAAACAAAAGAGCCAGGAAAUAAGUCCUUGUUAUAGUUCAACAAGGUCAAAUCUGUACAUAAUGCUGGAGAUUCAGUUUAAAUAUCGUAGUUGUAAGUUAAGUAGGCCUAUAGUAGUUGUUAGUUAAGUAAUGUAGUUUUAAGUUAAGUAUUGUAGUUAUAAGUUAAGUGUUAAGUUAAGUAUUGUAGUUUUAA
Molecule: messenger RNA, 1423 nt
Organism: Etheostoma spectabile (orangethroat darter)
Lineage: Eukaryota; Metazoa; Chordata; Actinopteri; Perciformes; Percidae
Product: vegetative cell wall protein gp1
Exons: 4
Coding region: 158-1252 (364 amino acids)
Source: RefSeq, a predicted model, not a curated record